GUCGUGUGCGUGCAAGGGGGGGCGACGUAAGGGUGCUUCGCGAGCCCGUCUCUCCUCGAAUGAAAGGAAACAACCUCCGGCGACAGAGACCCGCUCUUAGGCGCUGCCGGAGAACCCAGACCGACUUCUUUCUCUUUCCCCUCAUUGGCGCUUCUCUCUGCCCUCCGACUCUAGGUCCGGCUGCAUUUCUUGAGACUUAAAGUGGCAUUCUAAAGGCAAUUUAAAAAUCAUGUCAAGCUCAGUUGAACAGAAAAAGGGGCCUACAAGACAGCGCAAAUGUGGCUUUUGUAAGUCAAAUAGAGACAAGGAAUGUGGACAGUUACUAAUAUCAGAAAACCAGAAGGUGGCAGCACACCAUAAGUGCAUGCUCUUUUCAUCUGCUUUGGUAUCAUCACAUUCUGAUAAUGAGAGUCUUGGUGGAUUUUCUAUUGAAGAUGUCCAAAAGGAAAUUAAAAGAGGCACGAAGCUGAUGUGUUCUUUGUGCCACUGUCCUGGAGCAACAAUUGGUUGUGAUGUGAAAACAUGUCACAGGACAUACCACUACCACUGUGCAUUGCAUGAUAAAGCUCAAAUACGAGAGAAACCUUCACAAGGAAUUUACAUGGUUUAUUGUCGAAAACACAAGAAAACUGCACAUAAUUCGGAAGCAGCUGAUUUAGAAGAAAGUUUUAAUGAACGUGAACUGGAGCCCUCAUCCCCAAAAAGUAAAAAGAAAAGUCGCAAAGGAAGACCGAGAAAAACUAAUUUUAAAGGACUAUCGGAAGAUACCAGGUCCACAUCCUCCCAUGGAACAGAUGAAAUAGAAAGUAGUUCCUAUAGAGAUAGGUCUCCACACAGAAGCAGCCCCAGUGACACCAGGCCUAAAUGUGGAUUUUGUCAUGUAGGGGAGGAAGAAAAUGAAGCAAGAGGAAAACUGCAUAUAUUUAAUGCCAAGAAGGCAGCUGCACAUUAUAAGUGUAUGUUGUUUUCUUCUGGCACAGUCCAGCUCACGACAACAUCAAGAGCAGAGUUUGGAGAUUUUGAUAUUAAAACUGUACUUCAGGAGAUUAAGCGAGGAAAAAGAAUGAAAUGUACACUUUGCAGUCAGCCUGGUGCUACUAUUGGAUGUGAAAUAAAAGCCUGUGUGAAGACCUACCAUUACCACUGUGGAGUACAAGACAAAGCUAAAUACAUUGAAAAUAUGUCACGGGGAAUUUACAAACUAUAUUGUAAAAACCAUAGUGGAAAUGAUGAGAGAGAUGAAGAAGAUGAGGAACGAGAGAGUAAAAGCCGAGGAAAAGUAGAAAUUGAUCAGCAACAAACUCAGCAGCAACUUAACGGAAACUAGGUUCAUGGGACAGUUAGAAAACUGGGAAUGAAUAAGACAUCCAUAACUACUAUUCUUUUUUCACUGUUUUCUAAAAGGGUUUGUAACUUUUUACUGCCCAACUCUUAGAUCCUUCAUUGAACUGCCUAAAAACAUCUUGUUUAUGAAUCUUCUCUAGACGCUGAGUUUGACAUAUUGCUAUUAUGUAGCUGUAGUUUGCAGUUUCUGGGAAGCAAUUGAAACACUAUUAACCCCGUGUAUAGUGUCAACAGUUAAAGCAGACAUUGGAAUGAAGUAAGCUAUAUUUCUGGACUGAACAAAGUUCUACUGUUUAGAGUAUUUAAGUUUGUUUAGUGAAUCAUGCUCAAGGGAAACGUAAGCAAAUUUUACUUUACAAUGCAGACAUACCGCUGGUGGCAACACAUGGUAAUUUGUGGAUUUUUUUUCACACUCAAGUAAUGGAGGCUAGAAAUGAAGGGAACCUUUUUAUCUUAGCUUUGAAAGCACAUGCUAAAAGUCUCUUCCAAGAAGUGUGCUGAAGCUUUUCAUUUGGUUCCCGUCAGAGUUGUUCUCACUGACCAGUGUGGACGUGGGCACUGGCGAUCAUGAGCUGUGAGCUCCAGUGCUUAUGCCAAAAUUCUCAUGACAAUACACUUCUUCUCUUUCCAUGUUAUAUAAAGAGCUUCUGGCAAAAUGAUCGAAUCCUUUCAAAUUUAAACCAACAUUUGGCAACUGCAAAUUAAACCUCUUUCAGAUUUAAGGGGUUACCACCUGCUAAGAAAUUUAGACACCACAUCUGAAACCUGUUCCUCUCAAGUGCCCUGUUGUGUGGAACACUUAACAUAUUGGCCCAAAGUAUGUAAGGAGGUUUUGUGUGCUGUAGAAGUAAAAAUCAGUCUUUGCAUAAAACAGUAUUUAUUUUUAAUUUUGUGACCACUAUUUUAGAAACUUAUUUAAUAUUUUUAAUGUUUUCCAUCAUUGUUUGGUUAUCUAUUAAAUAGGCUUUUGUGCCCUGCUUUUUUCCUGGUAGGGCUUGGUGUUGCUUUAUUGAUCAUCAGAAUAGCUUCUGAAAGCCUAAGAACCCAGCUAUUUAGAAAGGAUUUUCACACUGGCAUUUCUAGCUAGUGAUAUUUUCUUCCACUCACUGUUGAAGCACAUUUAUGUAUUUCUUUAUGGCAAAACCAAAAAGCUUUAGUUGUGGUCUAUCUAAUAUUACCAUAGCACCUCAAUACUAAGGGUAGGGAUUCUGAUUUCUGAACUGUUAGUUAGCCUACCACAAUAAAGCAAAGUUGCAAAUAAAAAAAAAUCAUGUUAACUUGACUGUAUAUUGAGAGAUUCUGCAGCUGAUAGAACAGCAUUUUUAAAUGUAACAGGUGGAAAAUUACACUGUGCUUAGUGACUGAAGUUUUUAACUGCUAGUCCCUUUAAAAACACGUUUGUCAAGUGUGUAUUCACACAUAUACUUAAAUCAAGGGACUAAAUGCUUGCUUUGUUUUAGCCAUCUUUAUUGUUAUUUUUAGAAGGAAACUGGCUUUCGUAGUGGAUUGCCCUCUGUGUUUUCUCUUGGCUUUUAAUAUGCCAUCAUCAUGUGUAUGUGAUUAAUUUUCAAAAUUCAUGACUUGAAGUGCAAGACAGAUCUAAAUGUUUGUUUACCAAGCUAUGUGACUUUUCCCGAAGGAUCUGUACUUUAAUUCUUUACAACAGCUUAAAAAACAUUAUUUCUUAAAUCUUUAAAUCACUGUGUCUAGGUCAUUUUUAUAUUGUGUGCCAUAGAACUUACCCAUGGAGAAAGAGAGCUCCUUCAUUUUUGGACAACUACUGUAAUGAUUUUUUUAAGGAAAAAUGAAAGGUGCCAGGGGUAAUCAUGGCCAGUCAAUAAUUACAUAAUGGACUUCAAAUACUACAGCUGUCAGUUGACGGAUUUGUUAUGUAGUAAAAUAUAUGAUUUUGUAUGGGUUUCUUCAGCUCUUUCCCUGCCACUAGCAACCAGAAUAGCACUUUACCUUUUGGUUGGCUAGAUAAGUGGCUGACUACAUGUUUUUUUUCACUGUGGUGUGAUUGGCUGAAUAAUCUUUCAUUAAUUGAAAUAUGAAUUGAAGUCACAUGAAAAAUUACCUUUGGUUUUAAACCUACAAUAUUUUGAUUGUCCAUGUUUUCAUCACAUGCUGAGUAAAAGUGCCUUACAAUGUAAAAAUUGUACAGUACUUAUGUUCCCAAGUAGCAUCAUCAUCUUCUGGGUAGUAAUUACAUUGUGGUAUUAAUAUUUAGAGAAAUGGACCUCAGCAGUGUAUUUACUGUGCAUCUUUUAAGUCCUUAACUGUAGUUUUAAUAAGCAUGACAUUAUUUGAUAAGUAUAUGACAUUUACAUCAUUUCCAAAAAAUACUGCCAUGACUGUCUUUUAUGCAUAUUUUAGCCUAAAAUUUUGAAGUGUCUUUUCUUUCUUUCCUUUGUUUUUUCAUUUUGUUUUGUUUUUUGUUGUUGUUAUUGAUAUUAAACAGUGUAAUCUUUGCAAGCAUAUAUUGAAGAUUAUUCUGGAGCAUUUAUUGCCUUACCAGAAAUGUUAGUAAGAAAUGUUCUUUAGAAUAGAAAGAUAGACUUGAGUUUCUAUACUUUAAUAAGAGCUCUUUGUUCCUGGGGGGAGGGGGGGGGAUUUUUACAUUCAUCUCAACUUAUUAAAAACCCACAACUGAAAUGAAUUUUAUUCCAAGGAUCAGCAAUUUUAGAAUUUCAGAUAGUACUUGCUCAGAAGUACAAGCUAUUCAAGAUAUUAAGAGAAUAACAAGAUCUGUCGAUCUACUAAUGAAUCAGAAUCUAUGUACUUGAACAAAUGUAUGAAUUUCAAAUAUCUCAAAGCAAAUGAAAAAGUGUUCUAGAGUGUUGUUGCUUUUUUAAAAAGCACUGAGGUUAGACCAAGGUAUAGUUUGUUUUAACAGACAUUUAGAUUAAUUAUGAAGAUAAGGAAUGCAUCAUGGGUCAAAAAUCAAACAUUCCUCUCAUGUUAUGUAUAUUUUGUUCUUGUUAUAUUGGCUUUAUUUUCAAAAUUGUAGUUUGUAGUAUUAGUUUCCUUUAAUUGGUAUCCUUGCAUAUACUAUUCAUUCAAUAAAUGAGUUAUGACUUUGAUAUUUGUAUGCCUUUUUUGUGGAAGUGUAUAAUGAAGUUUAUUUGAAUAUAGCAAUAGUAUCAUAUUCCUUUUAGUCUGGCUUUAUUUCAAGGUGAAAUAUCUAGUUUAUUUAAGAAUUUGUAGAAAUCAAAAACAAAUAUGGGAAAAAAAGUUUGAAUUCAGUUCAAAGUUUCACAAUAUUAAACUUUUUAUUAUGGCAAUAAAUGGCAGUCUUUUAUUUACAAUAGAAUUGCAUUACAUCUUGGUUUUUUCAGUACAUGGUUCAGAUACCUACAGCUUAAAUCAUGUCUUUAGGAACCUAGUUAGAAAGUGAUUUUGAAAAUCAACACACCAAAACUCCUUGUGCAGUUUAUCUGAUAGAUACCAGAAUUGAAGGGUUAAUACGUCAGAAAGAGAUUCCAUUUUAUACACUUAACAUUUACUCCCAUUACCAUGGACAGCUUGCUGCUAGUACAGUGUUCCUGUAUUGCAGUUUAUCAUAUCCAGGGCAAAAAUCAAAAUUCUAAUUAGUGAGCUGGGCAUGGUGAUGCACGACUAUAAUCCCAACACUCUGGGAAGCUGAGGCGAGAGGACUGCAAGUUCAAGCUCAGCCCAGACUACUUAGUGACGAAGUGAGACCCUGUCUCAGAAUAAAAAUAUAAUUAUAAGGGUUGAGGAUAGGGCUCAGUGCAAAGGGCCUGAGGGCAAGCCCUGGUACCACAUAAGAAGCUUUAAUUAAUGGAAUACAUUCAUUUUAUACACAAUCCCUAAUCCAUAUUCUUCCUCAGAGGGGAAGAGAAUAUCAAGCAACAGGUUCUGAUCCAUGUUGGAACAUAGGGUGGUGUGCUUUUACCACAAAUUCUACCGAGUAGUGCCUAGUACAUGCGGGCAUGUGUGUAUUUAAAAUACAUUGCUGAGUUUCAUUUGAAUUGCCCCAAUAAAACUAUGGACAUGGCAAAUUAAUGUGGUUUUCUUUAGCAAAUCAGAACUGUGGCAGUUGAAUGCUGGGCAUGGUGGCACACGCCUGUAAUCCCAGCACUUGGGAGGCUGCCGCAGGAGGAUUGCUGCAAGUUCAAGGCCAGCCUGGGCUGUAUAGUAAGCUUAAGGCCGGCCUAAAUUACAGUGCAAGACCUUGUCUCAACAGAACCAGAAGAAAAAAAAAAAGAAAGACUAUGACAGUUGGUUUAUUGUUUUUCCAGCCACAGUCCCUAGCAAUUACUAAGGUCAUUACAAAGGAUAAACCUGAAAAAAUUUCCUGGAAAAAUUCAGUGGCCAGAAAAUGGCCAGUCCAUCUUUUUAAAGAAAAAAAUAAACCAUUCUUCCAUUUAUGUUUUAGAGUCUUCAGUUGUGAAGGCAAAGUACUCUUUUUUAUAUCAACUAAUGUUAUAUAACUUUGCCUUGUUCAGGUAAUAAGGUAACUGGACAGUAAGGAUAUAAGGCCAACGUGUGUUCUUCUAUUGUUUUUCUUUUUUUUUCAGCACUGGGGAUUGAACCCAGGGAGUGCUCAGCUUCAUCCCCAGCCUUUCUUUUUUCCUUAGGGUUGUGGUAAGUUGCCCAGGCUAGGCUUGAACUCAUGAUCCUCCUGCCUCCGCCUCCAGAAUGGCUGGAGUUAUAGGCAUGUGCCACCAUGCCUGGUUCACAAAAAUAUAUUCUUGAUUUUUAUUCGGACGAUAAAAACUAGAAAGUACCAGUUCCUGUGAAGUUGCUUAUGGCAUUUGAAAAUUUUACUUUAGGAGACAUGUUCUGUAUAUGGUUAGUGUACUAAAGUCAAUCCCCCAGCCCUGGUUCCUUGUCAGAAGACACCAGAUCCACAAAAUUUUCAAUUUAUGACUUUGCCUAUAUCUCUGUGUUGGUAUGUUUACUAUGAUUGGUGUAGGGGGAUAGGGAAAAAUAAAAGGCAGCUGAACAAAGAGGUAUGAUUCAUAAUAUUCUAAUAAAAAGACAUACAUGGAAACGAAGAAUACUAUUUGAGAGGGUAGCUUUUUCAGUGGUCCUGAGAGACUAGAUAUUUAAGAGAGUGUUAGGAGUGGUGAGACAAAAAUAAACUAUCCCAUAAUAUGCACACUGGAUUUAGAUCUGUCUUUGAGUUUCUAUAAAGUGAUUUGUACAGAAGGUAAUGUGUGUUUCUGAGUAUUUUUGCAAUCAGAACUGUUUAUAGAUUUCUUAUUUAUACAAGUAAUGUAUAGCCAUGGAAAGGAUUGAAUUACUGGAACAAUGUAGAUGAACCUUGAAAACAUUAUACUAAGAAGACAGAUACAAAAGGUCACGUAUGAUAGGAUUCAAUUUUUAUGAAAUUUCCAGGGACAAAUGCAAAGAGAUGGAAGGCAGAUUACUGGUUGCCAGUAGCUACUGAGAUGGGAAACUAAGGAGUGACUGUUAACAAGGUUAGAGUUUCUUUUUAGGGUGAUAAAACAUCUGGAAUUAAUGGUUGAUAACUGCACAACUUUGUGACUAUACUAAAAACCAAGAAUUAUACACGUAAAAGGAUGUUUUGUUAUGUGAAUUGUAGAAAACUAAUACAGUGUAUGUGGUCAUUGUAAAAAAUUAAAAUAUACAAAGAUAUAUGAAGCAAAAAAUGAAAAUACCCCCUUUCUUCAUAAGCCUGUUCCCCAGAAGUAUUGGAUAUGUAUCCUGUUAUAUGCUGUCCUGUAUAUAUAUAACUUAUAUAGUUUUCUUUGUUAGGAUAAUGCUAUUAAUGUUAAAGUGCUAUUAGGUGCUGUACUAUGUUUCACUUGAACACAUUGCAAGGUGUCAGUGCAUCUAGAUUUUUCACAUGCUUUUUAGCAGCUCUGUAACAUUGCAUUGUAUGGAUGAGCUAGGAUUGUUUUAUCUAGUCUCACAUACAGUAUCCUCAUGUUCUUAUACAAGUAAUUUCUUAGGCUAAAUUUCCAAAAGUGGGACAAGUAAGUCAAAGGUAUGUACAGUUAAAGUUUUGAUAAUUGCCAUGCAAAAAAAUGUGUACCAAUUUAAUGGUCCAUCUAUAGGGAUUAAGCUUGCCUGCUUCUCCACUUCAGAACAGUGCUUUUUAGUGAAAAGAGGUGUGUGUGGUACCUUUUUUAAUAUAAAUGCUAUGGUGUUUUGAUUUUGUUGUGAUAGGUUAUAUCUCUAAACAACAUAUGGGUUAUCUUUGGGAAAAUAGGCAAUAUGUUUCAUUUGUAAAAUGAUGCAAUCAAAAAGUUUUGUUUCAUGUGUAUUAAUUGUAAUAAUUGAUCAAUCAUUUCCCUUUCUUUUUUGAAAAGAAACAGAUUGUACAUCACUGUCUACUGUUAUCAGGUUGACCUACUUCUCCAUGUCCAGGGUCAUAUGUGGCUCAAUUCAGUACACAUGAAGAGGUGGUGUACUGUUUUGCUGAACUCUUGGGACCAUUAUUCUAUGACUGUGUCUAACAACUGGUCAAUUCUGUGAAACAAGAAAAAGUCACUUGAAUGUUUUUCUUUUAAACUACUUGUUUUGGCUUUUUAUGAAUAAAAUCUAAGACUAACCAGGAAAAUUGACUUUGCUUUUGGCUUAUUUGUUGGAAAGUGACUUUUUUUUUUUCAUUUAGUGAUUUCAACCAACAGUUGCCUACGUGUCUGAAAAAAAAUUAUUACUAAAAAUAACUUGGAUACUCUCAAAUUAUGCCUGUCAGUCAGCAUGGACGUUUCUAAAUAAAGAAUAAAUUGUAGUUAAGGAUGACUCAUGGUAUAUGAAAAUUAGAUUUUUCUAAUUCUCAAAAAUAUUUUGUGCUAUUUAGCUUUUACAACCUUAAUGAAACCAUCUUAUUGACAAAAAGCUUUAAGAUAGAGAUAUAACAUUACAAAAAUAACUUAUAAUGUUUUACCAAUAACCCAACCUUUGAUCAUGUUUCUGUCCACUCAUUCUUUAUGGGUUUGUUAAAUAAUGAAGUCUUUAAGGGGGCAACAAAAUAGGGUGACUUCAUUAGAGAGCUCUUUUUGUAACUUCGAACUGCAGCAAUCAUGGGGACUGCUGUCAUUUUCAUUUCAGAGGUUAACUCGACAAUUUAACACAAAGGCUUAUUUUCCACCAUUCCUGAUCCUUAAGGCCAAUAGGCUUAUGUUCUAUAUUUAGUAUUACCAGGAAGCAAUAAGUCCUCGGACCCUGGUCUCAGAUGUUCUUGCUUACAGAGCAAACACAAAAAGAGUUUCUGAAACUUUACAGGUCAGAGAGCCAGAAUUUUGGCAUUGUCCUCAAAUACAGCAUUCUUUCUGGACAUGCCUCAGAAGAAUUGUUGUUCGACAUGUCACUCUUUCCCAUGUGCUCCAGUGGCUCAGGGCAGCUAGCCAGUGUGCUGUGAAUAGAGGAAUAGAGCAUUAAAGAAAACAUGUGUUGCUCAGGCAGAAGCCUUGACAGGUUUUAUUUCUCCCUUGGGAAGAGGCAAGGAGGAAGAGGGAGGAUCUAGGCAGUCUAUACUGUGGCCCAUGGAACACUUUGGAACUGGGUCACCUAUCUCAUGAAACUUGGAAAUGCAGCCAACAGUUGGAAGGCCACUUCCUACAAAGAUCAACACAAAACUUGAAACAGUCAUGUAACUAUUCAUUUUUUUUCCUUUGAUGCCCUCCUGCAUUACCUUAAUUCAACUCUAUUACCUUAAUUUUCACCCCUUCAAGACCAUUCAUUUUCUGACUCUAGUCCCUACCUAAGCAUUCCUGGUUGUGUUAGUCUUCUGUCACUGUUACAAUACCUAAAAUGAUAAAUUUAGAAAAGGUUUAUUUUAGCUCACAAUUUGGACAGUUCCUGUCCAAAAGAAAUUAGUGCAUUGCUUCAGGGCUCUAAUGAAGUAGCACAUCAUGGAAACUGGUCACCUUACCAGGCAGCAAAGAGGAAGAGACCAGGGUCCCAUAAUCCCCUUCAAGGGCUUGUCCCCAGUGCCCUAAGGACCUCCCAGUAGCUGCACUCCCAAUAGCAGUACCCUGGGGAUUGUGCUUUAACACGUGGACCUUUGAGGGACACUCAUCCAAACCAUUCCAUUGACGUUCUGGUCUUUGCCAUAUUGUAGUAUUCUCACCCUUCACCAAAAUCCACUACUAUAGCUGUCACCUGGCUGUUACUGAAAUUCCAUGCUAAUUUCUACCCAAUAUUCUGGCUAUUGAAGCAUGAGUCCCAAACUAAAUUGUCCUGACCUGAGUUUAUGUUUGGUAGUGACAUCAUUCAUUAAUAGUAUAGUAAUUGGUUGCCUUCAGUCUCCGCAUUGACUUGCUGCUAAGCUCCUCAGCAUCUAUCACUCUGUCUUUUGGAGCCAUCCUCUCCUUAUUGCUGUUAGGCUAAUAGGGAUUCUACUUUCUUUUUUUCACCUUUUGCCCAGAUUCCUAACUUGCCAAAGUUUAUCAGACUUUAGUUCCUUUGUUUGCUUUAUUGGGCAGUUCUUGGCCUUGGUCUUCCUUCUUUACUCAGUCUGGAUGUGAUGGGAAAUUACCCUUGGACACCACUGGCCUCGACUUCUCACUUCUCUCAGUUCUUUGCCACCCUGUCACAUCACCACCAUCGUCACUACCCCUGUCUUACUCCCAUCCCAUCCCCUGUUUACAUCUGGGGAAGAAGACUUGCUAAAGAAAGUCAUAACUAUGCAAACUGAUGCUACCAGUUAGUCUCAGCUUCUGUCAAUCUUCAGUCCUUUACUUCCUUAUCUUUCCCAUUGUACUUAGAAUCUGCUGCAAACAUAAGCAUGUAAACUCCAGAGUUUGGUAGUCUGGGUUCAAACUGCAUGUAAGCUUGGUUGAUUUAUUGCUUGCCUCCACCUCUAUUACCUAUAAAAUGCAGCUAAAGAUAGUACUUCACUCCUAAACUUAGGAGGAUUCGAGGAAGGGACACAGACUUGAGACUCCCCCCUCCCUCAAUACUGUCCCUUGUACCUGUGUUCCCAGUUCCAGGUUUUACCUCAUUCUCUCAUCUAUCUCAUUUUCUUAAAGCCUAGUGUGCACUUGACAUUUCCACUUCCAUGUUUUUAUUACUUGUUCCUCGGCCCACUGUGCCUCCUUCUGUCCAACCACGUGUAUUUCUCAACUACCCUUAAAGUGUUCUGGUGAAAUUCACCACGACUACCCUGGUAUUGCCAAAACAAGUGAGCCUUUUCUUGUUCUUAAGUUACUUCUUGACUCUUUGUUGUCCUUGACAGUGCAAGAGCUGUCCUUUGAUCUGCAAAUCUGCUUUUGCCUGUGACCCAAGAGAAGGAGUAACACAUUACAUGAUGGGACCAAUAUUGAAAAGUCCUUCUGUCACCUGGGGUUCUAUAUGGACUACUUACCUUACCUACUAGCAGAGAUUUAAUAGGAACGGACCUCACAUCCGGUAUUUCUUGCCAAAAGAAAGACCCUCAGAUGUAAGGUGAACUGUGGGAACCUGGAAGGCAAUGGAGUGAAAGAAUUGAGAGAGAGAGAAAGUUGAAGCCAUUAUGUCCAGAAGUAAUGGAGUUGAUUGACCAACUUGCUUAUGAAAAAUACAAGGUAAAAGCUUGAAGUGCAUGGGAAAGCAAAGUGUAUUUAUGUACAUGUAUACAUGUUAUUCUUAUCUAAUCAAAAGAAAGAGGGCUGGGGAUUUGGCUCAGUGGUUCCAGUGCCUGCCUCACAAGCACAAGGUCCCGAGUUCGAUCUCCAGUACCAAAAAAAAAGAAGGAUAAAACACACACCUACUUAUAGAACCUAUGAGAAUCACCAGAUGAGCAGGGCUGAGAUCAAAAGCUGGGGAAUUGAACAUUCCACCCACAAAUCCAGUCGAGCAGCAGACAGGUGAAAACGGUACUGCCUUUCUGCUGGAACCCUUCUGCUGCAUACUUACAUGAUGUCUUUCUCCAGCAUGCAAGGUUCAGAGAGCCUGGCCCCUUUUACUGUGGUCAAUUCUAUUGUUGAAAAAAUUGCAGCCGGGCAUGGUAGCACAUGUCUAUAAUCCUAGCACUCUGGAGGCUGAGGCAGGAGGGUCACUGCAAGUUACAGGCCAGCCUGGACCACAUAGUGCCAAGACCAGUGCUACCUUGUCUCAAGAAACAAACAAAAGUCACCUCCUUGCAAGUUCUAGCUGUUGGUAUUAAUGGCAAUGUGUCUCUUACUAUAAUUUUUUAUUUAAACAUUCACCAUAUUUUGUAUCACACUUUCAUAUAUUGCUAUACAUAUUAUUUUUACAAAAAUAGGCUCUUCUACCUCCUAAGUUGUAAUCUUUUAUUCACUGAAAGAUUAGAUGUAUCUUUCCAGGUCAGUGUCAUUCUUAUGGCUGCAUAAUUGUCCAUUCUGUGGAUGUCUCAUAGUUCAGUUAGCCAUUUCCUUAUCAUUGGACAGGUAAAUAGUUGCCAGGUUUUGUUGUUGCUAUUUUGCUGUUGCAAAUAGUGCUGAUAUUUAAUCACAGAGCAACAGCAGAGACCCCAAAAUUGAAGGAUAAUCUACACAAUGACGUGCCUGAUCUCAGGAAAAAAGUCUUGAAAAACAAAGAAAGGCUGAGAAAACAUUCCAGAUUUAAACUGACUACAGAGACAUGACACAAAUGAUUAAAAUGGCAAGCAAAAGACAAAAAAAAAAAAAGAUUUAGCGGGCCGGGGAUAUAGCUCAGUGGUUCCGGCGCCUGCCUUGCAAGCGCAAGGUCCCGAGUUUGAUCCCUGGUACCAAAAAAAAAAAAAAA
Messenger RNA from Heterocephalus glaber (naked mole-rat), 12009 nucleotides. It is a transcript of the gene Phf6, whose product is annotated as PHD finger protein 6. Gene Ontology annotation, molecular function: histone binding; histone deacetylase binding. The record is from RefSeq and is a predicted model, not a curated record. NCBI's taxonomy places the organism in Eukaryota, Metazoa, Chordata, Mammalia, Rodentia, Bathyergidae. Gene Ontology annotation, cellular component: nucleus.